AUGUCGCACAUCAACACUGAGCAGUUCGCUUCAACGGCCAUGCAAAAUGCUCGAAGCCGACUGCUUGAGCUUCCAAACGAGGCAAAUGAACAGAUUCUCCAUAAUAUUACAUCCUACCUCACCAGAGAUUGUGAUGUCUUCCAUCUCUCCCUAUCCUGCAAAGAUAUGUGGGACAAGGUCUUUGGAUCGGAGUCCACCAUCUGGAGAGAUCGCUUUGGUAAACACUACGACAUUGUCCCAGGGAAAACUUCUAGGGAAUUGAAGAUUGAAUACGAGAUCCGCGCGCUUGUGCUGAGGGCUUCGAUCCAAUUCAAAGAGAAGGAAGAUGAACGGCAAUACCUCUGGAUGGAGGUCAUGCAAACUAUGAUUGAGGAGGUUCUGACGCUACCCAUCUCUCCUGGAGACACCUCAAAGACCUUGCAACGUAUACAUGAGACCCUCGACAGGGUAAAUUUUCUAUGCGAAUUUCAGAACCACCAAACUCCUUCGCCACUCUUUUGUGGUGUCCAGCUGUGUCUAAGCUCAUUUGCUCUCGACCCAAAACUCACCUUACCGUGUCGUCGAAACGACUACAACCUGAAAGAGGUCUACUCAUGUGGAGACGAGGUGGGCGUGCCAUUCAUCGACCACGAGAACCUUGCCAUCGGCAGACUGCUGGACAUUCGCCAUUUCUGGCAGCGUCACGUCAUGAACUCUUUCGAGUUGUCUUUCAGAGAUUCCUUCUCCGAACUUCCUGAAGAUGUGAAGCCCAAAAUGCGUAAGGAGAUUCCAACCGAGGCAACCAAAUUAAGCUCAUCGUGGCUAGGAUACUACUCGUGCAUUCAUCCUGUGUCAGACCUGCUGAAGACUGACCGCCAGACAUGCGCUGAUAUCGAGAUACACGGUGAGCUGAUCGACCCAAUGACCCUUGACCUUAAACCUUCCGAACAUUUCUGGCCCGAGAAAUGCAGCAAGAUUAUCCCCCUCGCUGGCGGUCCCGACACCAAGCGAACUUAUUUUGAGGGUAAACAGAGCUCCUAUAAUGGCCCCGAUGAGGUAGGAAAUCAUGUUUUUGGGUUUACCGAAGAGAUUGCUGCCUCACAUGGUGGCUUUGGAGGAUGGAUGCGGAUCUGUUUUAUGCUUGUCGACGGAGAGGUGGAUGAUGAGGAUGAGGAUAAUGAGGAAAAGACCCCCUCUCUUCUGAUGGAGAGCGAGGGGUGGAUUCAUGGCUAUGAGGCUGCUAUCAUUCCUGGUGGGCGUAUGAUGCUGGGGCGUUGGUUGGAUAUGAAGGCAACAGAUGCCAGGGGCCCAUUCAUCUUCUGGGACGUGUGA
This is a messenger RNA of Penicillium crustosum, 1311 nucleotides long. RefSeq lists its product as uncharacterized. The transcript is spliced from 5 exons. Bases 1 to 1311 code for a protein of 436 amino acids. The record is from RefSeq and is a predicted model, not a curated record. Lineage: Eukaryota; Fungi; Ascomycota; Eurotiomycetes; Eurotiales; Aspergillaceae.